This is a messenger RNA of Dentiscutata erythropus, 333 nucleotides long. Lineage: Eukaryota; Fungi; Glomeromycota; Glomeromycetes; Diversisporales; Gigasporaceae. The record is from the annotation of a GenBank genome assembly.
AUGAAUGAAUCAGCAAACAAUCUUAUAAAACUAUUUGAAACUGGAAAUGCUGUAUACUUAAAGGGAAAAUUUGUUGACAACAAUAAUUAUUAUUUGGUUAGUGCUAUAUCAAUCAAACCAUUAGAUUUUGACUUUAAUACUAUGCCAGCAAUAGAUAUUAACACAGUCAUAGUAGGAAUUAUAACUCAAACAGUUAAAAAAGUUGAAAAUGAUUUGAUUUUCGAAUUUUAUAUUGAAAAAAGAAUUGAAGAUAAAGAAGUGGAAACUAGUGCAGAAGAAAACUGUAUAUUCGCAACAUUACUCACCGAACAACAACAAUUAAAUUUAAUCAAA